UGCUAACAAAUAAGUUGGGACGGAGCAGAGAGAGCUCAUGUGCGAUGCCGGCACCUCUACCUUUGCUCUCGGCCCAGCACAAGAAAAGGUCUGGGCCAGACUGCCCAUUCCAUGCCAUUGUACCGACACGCCACCAUCACAAUCACCAAUGCUUCUCUCCCUGUACGUCAGCUUGCUUGCGCCCGAACUACGUAUGCUCUGGCUGCAUCAUCAGGUUUUCACAAAAAAAUCGGCCAGACUUCUCAAACCAACUUAACUUCAGGGCUCUCUCACCGAAUCAGCCCAACCCAACCCUUCUUUUGCAGCUAGCUAGGAUCAGGCAGGCGGCAGCGGCAUCCAUCACCGGCGGACCAUCAAGGCGCCGUUGUCCAUCCCUGCAUCCACCGGCCAGGGGAUGGCCGAGACCGCCCUCGGCGCCGCACAAUGGGUGGUGCGCAAGGCGCUGGCCCCCGUUGCGGAUGGCGUGCUGGAGGCUUGGGCGGCCAGCAGGACAUUUGGUCUCAACAUCCAGGCCCUCAGAACGGAACUGGAGAAGGUGCAGGCCACACUCGAAAUAGCUGCCACCAAGGAGCUCCCCGGGCUGGCCACGGAGAAGAUGCUGCAGAAGCUGUGGGACUCGGCGCACAAUGCCGAGGACUUGCUGGACGAGCUGGACUACUUCCGCAUCCACGACGAGCUUCAUGGCACGUACGAUGCUGCCGACCAGCACAGCGACGAUGUCCUCCGUGACCUCGCCUGUGAUGCUCGCCACACCAUCAAAGAUCUUGGCAAACUGAUCAACUGUUUCCCAUGGCAGCAUGCCGAGCUCCAGCAGAGGUCACGUGGCAAUUCGUUCUCAGCAUCAGACGCCAACCAGGAGGUCAGCGGAUGCAUGCCCAGCCUCGGUAAACUGCUCCUUUCCUCAUGUUCCCCACAUCCACAUGUUCAUGGUGAUGAAGAUCGUGGCAAUGCGCAAGAAGCACCGAUGCCUGAGUUUAAUAGGGCUGAUUUCUCCCAAAGGAUGAAGGACACUAUAGAGCAACUAAAGCUUAUGCGUAAUGAUGUUAAGGAUAUUCUGCAGACUUGUGGCCCUAGAACUGUCCUAGACAUUGCUCAGCGUCGUGCCGCCACCACACCUCAGAGUGCAGAGCUAAAACUGUAUGGGAGGGACCAUGUCAUGAAUAAUAUGAUACAUGAUAUCACCGAGGGUCAAUACUGUGACAAGGGUCUAACUGUGCUUCCGGUUAUUGGUCCGGGGGGAAUGGGGAAGACAACUAUGAUACAACACAUAUAUAACAACCAACAAGUGCAGAAUCAUUUUCCAGUCAGGAUUUGGAUAUGUGUGUCGUUCAAUUUCAACCUGGGUAAGGUGCUAGAACAGAUUAAAGAAGGUACUCUUACGGUUGAAGGUGAAAAUGGGUGUAGUACAACACAAGAGCUGAUUGAACACAGAUUGAAACACAAAAGGUUCUUACUUGUAUUGGAUGAUAUAUGGCAGUUUAAUGAUGUGGAUGACUGGAAAAAACUAUUAUUGAUACUCGGCAAGUCACAAGAAAAGGGUUCCAUUAUUCUAGUCACAACUCGGCAAAAAGAAAUAGCAGACCAGGUUAAGAAAAGUGCAGAGCCAAAAGAACUGAACGGUUUAGAACCUGGAGAGUUUAAGAAGUUAUUCCUUGUAUAUGUCUUUGAUGUUGAGCAUUGUCCAGGGGAUAAACGUUUUUUGCUUGACACUGGAGAUAAGAUAAUGGGAAAACUAAAGGGCUCCCCUCUUGCAGCAAAGACUGUUGGUAGAUUACUGAGGACAGACCCUAGUUUGGCUCAUUGGAGAAGGGUCCUAAACAGUAAACAAUGGGCGAAACAGACCAAUGGAAUUAUGCUUGCCUUGGAGCUUAGCUAUGGCUUUCUCCCUUUCCAUUUGCAACGGUGUUUUUCCUAUUCUGCAUUAUUUCCUGAAGAUUACCGUUUCAGAAGCCAUGAGCUCAUCAGCCUAUGGAUCGGACUAGAUAUUUUGACACCUUCCGAUCAAAACCCAACCUUUGAAGGCAUAGGUCUGAGCAUAUUGAAUGAUCUAGUCAUCCAUGGAUUUUUCAAAGAAUAUAAAACUGAUGGUGGUCUCCGGUAUGUUAUGCAUGACCUACUGCAUGAGUUGGCAUUGAAGGUUGCAUCACAUGAUUGUCUUCGUUUUCGUCUCCCUGAUGUUGGAUCGGUAGAAAUUAAGCCAUCCACCCUACACUUGUCUAUAAGCAUAGAAAACUUGGGUGAAUACCAUGGUCAAAAAUUAAAGAGGGAAUUGGAAAAAUUGAAGACAAGAUUGAAGGUUGAACAUUUGCAAACACUGAUGUUAUUUGGAGCAAUGGAUGAAGGUUUUGCUAAGAUAUUUGGUGAUUUUCUCAGGGAAGCAAAUGCUCUUCGUGUUCUUUAUUUGCCCCUCCUGAAGUAUCCCGUGGAGUCCAUGGUACAUAAUUUUUCAGGACUUGUCCACCUACGAUUCCUAUGUCUAGGGUGUUUACCAAUUAACAUCUCUAAAUUUUAUCAUCUAAGGGUUCUAGAUCUUAAGUCAUGGUCUGGCAGUGGUGAUUUUCCUGAAGACACGAGCAACCUUGCAAAAUUGUGCCAUUAUUAUACCCCAAGAGAUGAUAAGCUUCAUUAUGAUAUCUGUAAUGUGGGAAAACUUCAGCUCUUGGAAAAGUUGAAGGUAUUUCGGGUCAAUAAAAAAAAUAAAGGAUUUGAACCAAAGCAACUAGAGCCAUUGACCAAGCUAUGGGAGCUUGGCAUCUACAACCUUGAGAAAAUACAUACAAAAAAAGAAGCAGCUCAAGCAAAACUGAUUGAGAAAAAAUACUUGAGGAGGUUAACAUUGGAUUGGGAUAGUAAGCGAUCUAGUGAUGAGCCUGGUGUGGAAACAAUGGUUCUUGAGUGCCUUCGACCACAUGAAAAUCUUGAAGUGUUGUGCAUUAGAGGGCACAGAGGCCCCACUUGUCCAACAUGGCUGGGUGAUGAGCUUGCUGUUGAAGCCCUACAAUCUCUUUGUCUUGAUGGUGUUUCUUGGAAGGUCUUCCCUUCUUUACGGAACAUGGGGGAUCUUUGUGAGCUUGAGAUACAAGACUGUCCAGAAUUCUCGUCCGUGAUUCCCACCUCCUGGGUUGAGAGUUUGCGUCGCGUCACGAUUGAAUGUGUCAAGCUACUAAAGAGGUUUGCAUACUCAAAAUCAUCAAAUGGAGCACAACUGGAAAUCAUUGGAUGGGGUGAUCUGCAAAGCUUAGACCAAGUGUUAGUUUUCGAUAAAGAAACAGGUCUUCAGAAGCUGACACUCGAGAGAUGCCCACCUUUGGAGUUGAAGCACCUUCUGAUGCUAACCUCGCUGAAGACACUGAUUGUAAGGCAUUCAGCUGGUCUGGCUGGUCUGGCUGGACCACUAGGAGGUCUGGGUGAUGUGGAAUGGCAGCUCCCUGUUGAGCACAUUGAGAUCUGCCACUUAAAUGGUAAUAGUUGGAAUGAAUUGACAGAGCUCUUCCCACACCUCCCAAAGCUCUCCAAAUUGGAGAUACGGGAUUGUAAAAAUAUAAAACAGCUGGUAGUGGGGGUAGAUUUGCGACAAACAGCAUCAGAUAUGGGGGGAGGUGAAAUAACAGCAGCAACAGAGGAAGAGGAUGAUGGGGUGCUGCUCUUCCCAUCUCAUCUCUGUGACUCACUACAGAAAUUGAAGUUCCUUUUCUGCCCAGAGCUGGUCCUGGUGGACUCGCCAACUCUUGUUCCUGGAGGAGGAUGGCUCCAAGCCUUGCGAUCCCUCCAGAGAUUAAGCAUAAAGUAUUGCCCAAAGUUUCUAUCCGCCUUCUCGUUUUCCAGUCACAUUUUCCCUUCCUCCCUGCAAUUCCUGGAGCUUACGAAAUUAGAAGGGAUGGUGACACUAGAGCCUCUCUCAAACCUUUCUUCUCUUACCAGAUUAGUAUUGGAAUUUUGUGGAAAGGAUCUGAAAUGUCAGGGAUUGCAGUCUCUCCUUACCACCGGGGGCCAGCUCAACGAAUUGGAAGUCAGGGGCAGCCAUAUAUUCUUUGCUAAUUGGGAUCCAAAUCCCAGACGGGCUUUGGAGGAUGCUGAAGGAGGAGAAGAGCAGCCAACACAGCUUGUUUCAUCCACACUGCGGAAGCUUUGCACAGAUGAUGCAGCAGGACUCCUUGCUGCACCCAUCUGCAGCUUCCUUUCUUCCUCUCUCACCAAGCUGAAACUUCAUGGGUAUGGGCAUGAAGGGUUGGAGCACUUCAGCAAGGAGCAAGAGGAUGCCCUUCAGCUUCUCUCCUCCCUCCAGAAACUUGAGUUUAGGCAUUUCCGCCAUCUUCAGCAAAUCCCUGCAGGGCUGUGCAACCUUACCAGCCUCAAGAUGUUAUCAAUCAACCACUGUCCUGCCGUCUCGUCAUUGCCCAGCGAUGGCCUCCCCAAAUCACUGGAAAAGCUAGAUGUCUACGACUGCAGCGAGGUGCUAAAACGGCAGUGCAGGUGGAUGUUGGGAACCAUCCCGAAAAUCAUAAGAGGAUGAUCCAAGGACAACGCCUUGGAGUUCCCUUGUACAUUCUUCUAGCCCUGUAGUGCUCUGCUCUUUCCAUACAUACACACUUGCCACAUGCGUGGCAUGAGGGUCUUGUGGACGCUGUCUUCCUUCCUGUACAAAUUAUCCGGUGUUCGUUCGAUCUUGUAGGCUUCUUCAUAUUUGCAUUUUAAAUUUGGGUUAUUGUUAUUCAUCAAGACGCUGUAGUCUACUUGCAUAGUUUGGGUUUCACAAUCAGAAUUGUGGAAUAAAUGAGAAUAUGAGUCAAGAACUGAAGAAACUCAUAUUAAGGUCAUCUUGUGCUUCUGAUGGCUUUCUGCUACUUUGCUAUUAGUACCACUUGUGUUUAUAGUUCUCCAAAGCUCAUGAAGACUUGAUGGUGUAUCUGGAAAGUUCAGUUUGAUGUUCAAAAGGUCAUCAUGGCAUAAUUAUGGAAAGCACUCAGUUCUCAGUGUUUUGCCACCGAUAAGUGUCUUUUAAGAUUUCAGAAGAUCUCUUCUUUCCAAGGACUACAUGUCACCACAGACUGGCAGAGCUGCACAUGCAGUCUGGGGAAUCAUUUGUGCAUUUGACGUGAUACAGCAUGGGCCACUGCAACUACGAAUUGGUCCCUAAUUGGUCUGCAAAUGGAUUCUCCCUCUGAAGUGUCUCAUGCAUAUACAGCAGUGUCAAUCUCCUUGGGAGCAACAGAUUGAGUUGGGGAAACCGGGAAUGGUGUCAAACUGCAUGUGCACCAAUCAAAUUCCAUCCUAAGCAUAUACUGGUCGCUCAGAAGUUGCUGCUGUCAUUGCCAAUAGCAUCCCCCAAGGCACAGAUCAAGUAGUUGUUGCAAGAAAUAUUUCGAAGGUGGCCCGUGCUGUGGCUGCCGCAUUGUUCAAGAAAAAUAGCACGGUCUUGAGCCCCAAAUACCGGAAGAUGCUGCUGACAACUCGCGCUGCAAAGGUAAGAAGGAGAUUAUGCUCUGAGUAGAGGGGUAAUGUAAUCGGCUAGCAGAAUGGCUGGUAAAAAGUUACAGCUGUGAGUAAUUGGAGAAGGCUUAGAUGCUGCUGAAAUGUUGAGGGCACUGAAAGGAACCGGAUGUAUGACGCUGCUCACGGAGGUAUGCAAGGACUGCUAUACACACCUACUUGACGUCUCCGGCAGCGGGUGUACCUAAAUACUGCACAGAGUUGAAUGAUGCGAGAAUUGGCUGCCAAGGAGGGGGAGGGGGUCAUGAAUUGGCUUGCACAACAGGUCCGGGGGUUAGUGGUUAUGCAGUUAUAUGCUGGCUGGAGCCAUGCCAAAGAAGAUGGAAGCAGAGACAUUGGCUAUGCUAGGUGGUGGUAUAUCCGAAGCCUGACGCCUUGUGAUGUCGCUCAGACUUGAGUUGUCGCCCGUGAUUAAUGGUCAGCUCAGCUUGUUCUUCCCAAUUAACAAAGGAAUGUUGCUCUCAAAGUCUUGCCGUUGAACUCCCAUUCCAUGCGCGCACUCCUGGCGCCUGCUUACUGGAGCACGACAGAUGUGCCGCAGCCGCUGCGCUGAAGAUAAACUGUUCUUCCUUGUCCACACAGUCAUAAUAAUCCUGGGACUUUGUAAUUAAACCGUUCUUCCUUAUCCAUGCUGCUGGCAGAAGCGUAGCGUGCGGCCAGGAACCAGACUGCAUCUUCUGAAGAAAUCUACACUUGUCAUGUUGUUAACUGAAGAAACCGACACUUUUCAUCUUGUUAACUGAAGAAGCCGACGCUUCUCAUGCUGUUAACUAAAUGAAAUCGACGCCAGCAGUCGGUUGGCACCAAACCGGCGGGCUCAUCAUCGACCAUCUGAUCUUCAUUUGACGGCAACUUAGGCUUGUACGAGAAAAGGACUCUGAAGACUGGAGCCGUCGCUAUUUGAAUUACCUUUAUUACUGUCUCCUUGUUCACCUGCUUUACUUUAGCGUUGAAGUUAAGGAAUACAUUUCACUGGUUGUAAUGGGUAUAAAACCAAACCCGGAUCUAUCUGAGAGCCCUGGAUCUCAUCUUCCUGUACCUGGGGUAAACCCUAGCUGUCAUGUCAUGGCUGGCGCAAGCGCGCGUCCUUAAUUCGCUAU
Molecule: messenger RNA, 6590 nt
Organism: Triticum dicoccoides
Lineage: Eukaryota; Viridiplantae; Streptophyta; Magnoliopsida; Poales; Poaceae
Product: putative disease resistance protein RGA4
Exons: 13
Coding region: 395-4513 (1372 amino acids)
Molecular function (GO): ADP binding
Source: RefSeq, a predicted model, not a curated record